Molecule: messenger RNA, 1209 nt
Organism: Diabrotica balteata
Lineage: Eukaryota; Metazoa; Arthropoda; Insecta; Coleoptera; Chrysomelidae
Source: the annotation of a GenBank genome assembly
AUGUUGGAAAUGGACGUCCGCAAUCAAAAAUUGGAACAACAGAGACAGCUCAUGGAGCAGAAAAUGAAACAAAAAAGACUUACGUCGGGCAUGAUACAGGUAUCAGAUAUUCGGAAUAAUUCUGCAAACAGUAGAAACAGUGUUAAUUCAAAUAGGAGAGAUCUUCAUGGUUAUGAUGGCCCUCUUCAGUUUGCAAUGAGUAAUGAUAAUAACCCCGAUCAAGUUAUAUCCAUUUUGCCCAGUGUGGAUAGUAUGGAUGGAACAUUGGUAGAAGAUCUAACCAAUGCAUCAAGUGACUUAAUGGAUGUGGAAGAUGAAGAAUCUUCACCUGUAGCCUCUACACCAAAUGACAAUGGCAACAUGCCGAUUAAUCCAAUUCCAGACAAACCAAACUUUAUACAUCACGUUAAUGGGGCUUCAGAAGUAGAAGGUGAUAUAGAAGGUAAUGUAGAAAAGUUCAUCUUACAGCCUGCCCAACUCAAGGUACUAUACAAAUGUAGGAUAACGAGAGAUAGAAAAGGAAUGGAUAGGGGGUUAUAUCCAACUUAUUACCUUCACCUAGAGAAAGACUAUGGCAAGAAAGUGUUUCUUUUGGCUGCUAGAAAAAGGAAAAAGAGUACUACAAGUAAUUAUUUGAUAUCUACUGACCCAACUGAUUUGUCUCGAAGUGCCGACUCAUUUGUUGGCAAACUCAGGUCUAAUUUGAUUGGAACUCAGUUUACAGUGUAUGACAAUGGCAUAUCUCCGCGCAAGGCAAAUUUGAAGGAUGGUGUAAUUCCUAGACAAGAACUAGCUUCUGUUAUUUAUGACACCAAUGUUUUAGGAUUUAAAGGUCCUCGCAAGAUGACUGUAAUUAUACCAGGGAUGGUGGAUGAACAAAGGGUUACCAUAUAUCCUCAGGAUGAAAGUGAAGGUCUUAUAGAAUCAUGGAAAGCUAAAAAUAUGGAUAAUAUCACGGAAUUACACAACAAGACACCAGUUUGGAACGACGAAACCCAGUCGUAUGUUUUGAACUUUCACGGCAGAGUUACUCAAGCAUCUGUUAAGAAUUUUCAAAUUGUUCAUGACAGUGAUACAGAUUACGUUGUUAUGCAGUUUGGUAGGGUUGCUGAAGAUGUAUUUACCAUGGAUUUCAGGUAUCCUUUAUGUGCACUACAAGCUUUCGCGAUCGCUCUGAGUAGCUUUGAUAGCAAGUUGGCGUGUGAGUAA